Messenger RNA from Notodromas monacha, 2836 nucleotides. NCBI's taxonomy places the organism in Eukaryota, Metazoa, Arthropoda, Ostracoda, Podocopida, Cyprididae. The record is from the annotation of a GenBank genome assembly.
GCGUAAUCGGUCAAAUGGUUUUUGAGACGUAGCCUUAUGAAAGUUUUCGAAUUUAUCUGAUUAUUUUCAAUUCUUUUUUCCAAUUUUGCGGAGGAUCGGUCUGCUACGGUCCUUCAUUCUUUCUUAACAUUACCGUUAGCUUUACUCGUGGAAGCUCGAAUCGAAUGAAUCUCCCGCGCGUUCGCUGGCCGCCAUGUUUUUAUUCUGGCGCAGUCAAUGUAUUUUCUUACUUUUCGUCUACAAAAAGUGAUCAUCGAAAUCGAAAAUUAAUUUCUUGCGUAAUUUUCCGUGAUUGACCUUGAGUGUUACGUUUUCGGCAGAUUCCGUAUCAGAACGGUUUUUUCAAGCAAUUGAAUACAUUGCUCGCCGCUUGUAGCAUUCUCGGUAUUCAGUUCCCUUUAUUUUCUCCUAUAAUUUGCAUUACGUCUAUGGCAAUCUUGGUAUAUUUAAGUACAUGUUUCUAUUUUAUUUAGUACACUUUUCAUUUAUAAUUCAAACAUAUUUCCACAUGAUUGAAUCAUCGAAGAAACUGGUUUGUGACGCAAUACGUCACGCGUCGUGCCCGCCAUUUUACUGUGAUGUUACAUUUCGUCAGUCAUUCCUCUUCUUUCGUUAGACCUGCACGCGCGUGGAAUGCUGGUCGAAUAAUUCGUUUCUAUCCUGUUCGACUCUAGCCCGAAAAAAGUAAAAAAAAUCCAAAAAAAUACGGGCGUGAAGAGCCGAAUACUUUAGUCCCCGUUUGGUUACCGUGUUUUGCGUUUGGCGUUGUGAAUUGCGUUAAAACACCAUGGAAUCUAUAAUCCCGGCGGGCGGACCGAGUUACCCCAUGGCAUCUCUGUAUGUUGGGGACUUACACCAAGAUGUGACCGAAGCAAUGUUGUUUGAAAAGUUUUCAACUGCGGGUCCAGUUCUUUCGAUCCGAGUAUGCAGAGACAUGGUCACGAGGAGAUCUUUAGGGUAUGCCUAUGUCAACUUCCAACAACCGCCAGAUGCUGAACGUGCUCUAGAUACUAUGAACUUCGACAUCAUGAAGGGACGCCCAAUUAGAAUCAUGUGGUCCCAGCGCGAUCCAAGUUUACGGAAAUCUGGUGUUGGAAACAUUUUCAUGAAGAACUUGGACAAGUCAAUUGAUAACAAGGCCAUGUAUGAUACAUUUUCAGCUUUCGGGAACAUCCUCAGCUGCAAGGUCUUAGUAGCAACAGAUGAAGCUGGCAAUUCGAAAGGCUACGGCUUCGUGCACUUUGAGACGGAAGACGCAGCGAAUCAGGCCAUUCAGAAAGUCAACGGUAUGUUGCUCAACGGCAAGAAGGUUUACGUAGGCAAGUUUAUUCCUCGCAAGGAGCGCGAAAAGCUGAUGGGCGAGAAGGCACGAAAGUUCACGAACGUCUUCGUCAAGAAUUUUGGAGAAGAUCUGAAUGACGAAAAGCUCGCGGAGAUCUUCAGCAUGUAUGGGAAGAUUACAUCGUGUAAAGUCAUGACCAGUGACGACGGCAAGGCGAAGGGAUUCGGGUUCGUUGCUUUUGAGGAUGCACUGAAUGCUGAGAAGGCGGUCGAAGAGCUUCACAACAAGGAGGUCAACGGAAAAGUUUUGUAUGUAGGCCGUGCUCAGAAGAAAGGCGAACGUCAAAUGGAGCUCAAGAAGAAGUUCGAGGCCAUCAAAAUGGAGCGAUUAAACCGUUAUCAGGGAGUUAACUUGUAUGUGAAGAACCUGGAUGACUCUAUCGAUGACGAGCGAUUGAGGAAGGAUUUCGAGCCUUUCGGUACCAUCACGAGUGCGAAGGUCAUGACUGACGAAACUAGGAGCAAGGGAUUCGGGUUCGUUUGUUUCUCGUCUCCGGAAGAAGCCACUAAAGCUGUCACAGAGAUGAAUGGUCGAAUCGUUGGUUCGAAGCCGCUGUAUGUUGCUUUGGCUCAGAGGAAGGAAGAUCGUAAAGCGCAUCUAGCAUCACAGUACAUGCAACGGAUGGCCAACCUUAGAAUGCAGCAAUUGGGACCGCAGGCCUUCCCGCCAUCAAUGGCUGGGGCCGUCGCUGCAGCUGCGAGCGGUAACUUCUAUCUUCCAACGCUCGCCCAACCGAAUAGAUUCUACAGUCAAGCUCCAAUGCAACAGGUCAGAGGACCACCAAGAUGGCCCCCUGCGGCUGCACCUGGUCCAGGCGCUCUCCGAGGCCCUGCAAGCGCACAAGCAGGCUUCCCGACGCACGGUCUUCCAGCAUAUCGCGCUCGUGCUCCACCGCAGACCUUCCGCCCACCGUUCCGACCGCAACCUCAGAUGGCACCCAUGCCUGGACCUCGUACGAUGGCAGUACCACCCGGUGGCGUCCCGCCGCAGGGUGUCAUGCCAGCUGGUGUCCCGGCGCCACAAGCGCAACCGCUUGGUCCCCGCGGCGGAGUUCCACCGGGUGCCGCUGCUGCAGCAGGGUUCAAGUACACGCCGACGAUGCGAAAUCCACCUCAGCCUGGCCAAUCGGCUCAGGUUGUCCCGGGUGCACAGGCAAUGGGCGUGAAGCCGCAAACUCAGACCGGAGUAGCGGUUGAAGGUCAACCCGAAUUGACAGCAUCAAUGUUGGCCUCCGCCUCGCAGCCGGAACAAAAGCAAAUGCUUGGUGAACGCUUGUUCCCGAUUAUCCGAGCCAUGCACUCCCAACUUGCUGGCAAAAUUACCGGCAUGUUGCUCGAAAUUGACAACACCGAACUGAUUCACAUGCUCGAAAAUUCAGAUUCGCUGAAAGCAAGGGUUGAAGAGGCCAUUGCCGUGUUGGAAGCCCACCAGGCGAAAACUCAAAUGACAGGUUCGCAGCCGUCGAGGCCAAGUGCCGGGAUGAAGGAUGAAUAA